This is a messenger RNA of Aphanomyces astaci, 966 nucleotides long. RefSeq lists its product as hypothetical. Bases 1 to 966 code for a protein of 321 amino acids. Lineage: Eukaryota; Oomycota; Saprolegniomycetes; Saprolegniales; Verrucalvaceae. The record is from RefSeq and is a predicted model, not a curated record. The transcript has 4 exons.
AUGGCAACCGCCUUGGACAAGAUGCAUGCGACGGUGUUGGACGCUGCGACAAGAAAGCGUCAGAAAAACCGUGAAAGAAGAUCGAAGAAAGAAGGUGCGGAAAUGGCCCAGUUCGACGUGGACGAUUUUGUGCUUUAUAUGGACGUGUGUUCGAUUUCGCACUCAAAGCUGAGUGUUACAUGGCGUGGACCAGCUCAAGUGGUCAAGACAACAUCCGACUGGAUUUUUGAAAUCCAAAAUUUGGUGACGGGGGUGGUCCGUGAAGCCCACAGCAGUCGUCUCAAGUUUUAUGCCGACGACGCAUUGGAUGUGACCGAAGAACUGCUGCGCCACAUUGUGCACAACGCCGACGGCCAUGUGGUCGAUCAGUUCCUCGACUGCCGCUACAACGAUCGAAUGGCCGCCUUCGAAGUAUGUUUGCGCUGGCGCGGCCUACAAGCAAUUGAAGACUCGUGGGAGCCGGCGGCCAAUUUGUUGGAAGACAUUCCAACUGAGUUCAAGCGCUGCGUGCGCUCAAACAAGGCCGAUCCCCAAGUCAAGGCGAUGGCAGCUGCGUUGGGCAUGACGGAAUCGUUGGGGGGGAUUGUUGCGAAUUUGCCAUUCGCAGAACCCCUGAGCCCCUCCCAAGAAGUUAUCCAAGUGUUAGGGUUAAGCCCCAAUGACUACUUGCCACUGGGGGGAAUUCACUUUGUGAUUUACCUUUGGAUCGGACUUCGCAAGCCGUCACAUACCACGUAUUGCGACCGUGAAAAGGCUGAGGAAACGAAACUCCAAGGCGUACACCAAGCCUCUGUGGAAGAAGCGAUUGGGGACAUUGUGCUGCCUCAUUUUCAAGCCAAGUCGUACAAGUUCCACACGGCGGGCCGCGAAGACCGACGUCUUCGAGGACCAAGAUUUGUUCAACCUAAGCGCGCCGGACAACGGGACUUAUUCAACAUUUUGUCCAAGUUUGUGUCGUUGGGUUGA